AUGGAUGAUGACAGACCUAAAACAUCUUCUUUUUCAUUUUCUCGAUUUGGCCGUAGGUUAGAUCAGAGAAAGACAACUGGAAACAGAUUCUAUCCUUAGAAUGUGAGUAUGAUUCCUCCAAUUAAAAUUGAGAAGAAAACAGUUUAAAAAGGAGAUUGGCUAUUCAGAAGAAUAGAUAGAUCAUAAGGAUCCAUUUAUUCUCAAUAGAAUUAAGCUACAUAAGCAGAAAGAGAUUAUAAACCUCAUUUUGAUAUUAUAGAAAAACAUAUUCCAACAGUAAGCUUUGAAAAGUAGACAAAAAGACGAUCAAUGAGUUUAUCAAACAAUCCAUAGGAUAUAUCAAAUGUGUAAAUACCUCCUCCAAAGAUUAAGAUGAUGAUUCCAUUUGAAAAAUAAGAAGGAAGAAGGGAUGUGUAAAGAGAUACAGUUGAUAAAUUUUAUUAACCAAUUGAUUUAGCCAAGACAAACAAUGCUCACUCUUUUGAAUCAUAUUCAGCAAGAAAACCAUUAGCCGAGAAAGAUGCCAUGCCAGAUUAUGAAAUUUAGAAGAGUUUCAACUAUAUAAAAUCUAGAAGGUCCACAGCAGUUGAUUUUGGAAAAACAGUAUAAUAAAAAGAGCAUCUACCAAUAACAUCUUUACUGGAUUACGAUGUUAAAUUGAAUACCAAAAUCAGAACUAUAUCAUUUAACAAAUAGAUUCCAAGAGAAAAAAAAGCAUAGAAUGAAAUGUUCAUCAAAUUAUUUUAGCGAUUAAAAGCCAAAGUUAAUUGA
This is a messenger RNA of Paramecium sonneborni, 771 nucleotides long. The record is from the annotation of a GenBank genome assembly. Lineage: Eukaryota; Ciliophora; Oligohymenophorea; Peniculida; Parameciidae.